Molecule: messenger RNA, 1973 nt
Organism: Drosophila virilis
Lineage: Eukaryota; Metazoa; Arthropoda; Insecta; Diptera; Drosophilidae
Source: RefSeq, a predicted model, not a curated record
CGGCUUUCAAGUGCGGUGCAACGUUACGGAACAACGUGGUGCGUAACGUAACAGAACAUCAGACGGCACAAACUACUUGAUGUAAAUAUUGCGUUAUUUCUAAGAAGGCCAGAAAUAUUAAAAUCGGAAUACAAUUUAGGCACGGGUAUACUAGUCAAAACAAAACCAGACAAAAGUGAAUCUUGGAGUAAAGUGAAGUAUCGUCUAACUUGGAGCGCUGAGCACCACAUAAGUGUUAAAUUUGUUUUGAUCAAACUGCGCAAACUCCGUUAACGUCAAACGUCAAUUGAAAGCAGCGCUGCUUCAGUCGCUGUCGCAGUUGCUGCUUAUGUUCACUCGAGCAUUUUCCCGUUAACCGCUGCGUACGAGCUUUCAGUUAUUUUGCGGCUUUUGUCAGCAACGCAACGUAACGCAAGGCGGCGUUAUAUUAUUGAACGGCUCGACGUAGCGAGUGACGGGUUUAACGCACCCUUGGGACUCUGAGGAUAUGCAUUAGACGAGCAAGUCGAAAUACUUGCAGCAGGAGCAGCAGGGAAACCAACGACACAACCAACAGCGGGAGAAAGUAGUUGCAACAUUUCCCCCUACAGACCCCAAAAAGUGUUGUAUAUCCGCAGGGAUCGUCCUGGCGAAUGUUUGUUUGAUGUAUCACAGCUCGGGGCUGAAAAUGUUGCAACGCCCGCAUUGGCAUUGGACCACAUAACGCUACCCCCAUUCAGCAUUCUGUGAGUCCGAGAGUUGAGUGUUUAAAGCAUGGCGACGGCCACAUCAAUGGAACUCAUCAGCUGCCUGGUGCUGCUGCUCGGCCUGCUUAUCCGCAGCGGCUACUGCAUAGACUGCUUCAAGUGCGUUUCGUAUAACGGCGCCAAUAAAGCGUGCGAUGAUCCGUUUCAUAAUAAUUAUUCCACCGCCAUACUCGAGUCGCCCUGUAUGGGCGGUCGCAAGGGUCGCGAUGGCCUCUUCCCCGCAACGGCCUGCAUAAAAAUCGCCGGCUAUUAUGAUGACACCGGCGAGACGAUAACAGUGCGAGGCUGCGCUCUGGACAGUGGCACACUCACAACAGACACGGAGCUCAUAAGAAUGUCGCAUUGUGGUAAAUUCUACUAUGACAACAGAUACGUACACGGCUGCCUUCAGAGCUGCAGCGAUGCGGAUGCCUGCAAUGGCAGCCACCCAAAGGACAUCGAAUCCGUGCUACUUAGCAUCGCCCUGCUGCUCUUGGGGGCUGCAAGGUAGCAGUAAGAGCAGCAACUGGAGGAACAACAAAAACAAAUGUUGCUUGCAUCCCAUGAAUAAUGAGGGAAUUUAGCUAAACUGGAUGUGAAAAAGCAUUUAAGAUAAUCCAGCUGCGCGAUAUAUUUGUACACAAUUCAUUCGAUGUUCUAUCUCUAUCUCUUUCACCAGCUAUUGUGUGUCCCGACCUCGCUCUCUCACUCUGUCAGUGUCUACAAUUGCACAUAAUAGUAAUUGCACACAAGGAUAAAACAGGAUAACACGGCAAAAAAACCAAAAAAAAAAAAAAAAAACUAAAAACAAAACAAAGCGAACGUAUUUAUAUGGAAUUCAUCAAGCAAUUAUGUGAUUUAUAAAUGAAUAUUUAACAAUAAUUGAUGAAAAAUGAACAAAAUUUAAACAACUAAAUUUAAAACUAUUUACUAUUUUUAAAAAACGCAAAGCGCUGCUAGGCAAUUAUCGAGUCAAAAUCAAAGCUAGACAAAACGAGAAUUCAAAUUCAAUUGCAAUUAUUUUUAGCGAUUAGGUACAUAGAUAUUUACAUUUUUACUUACAAACUCACCUGUGUAUUGAUCGACUAUUGUAAAUAGAUUUAUUAAUUUGUUAGAAACUGCUGAAUUUUAGGCGACAAUUAUUUAAAAGCUACUUAUAAAUUAGCGGCCACAUAGAUAGAGUUGACGAAUGUAGAAAACUGCGAAAACAAACUGUAAACGAAUAUGAACAACUGUAUUUUAUUUCAA